This is a messenger RNA of Drosophila biarmipes, 861 nucleotides long. RefSeq names its product trichohyalin. The transcript is spliced from 2 exons. The coding region runs from base 22 to 861 and encodes 279 amino acids. The record is from RefSeq and is a predicted model, not a curated record. NCBI's taxonomy places the organism in Eukaryota, Metazoa, Arthropoda, Insecta, Diptera, Drosophilidae.
AAUACUCAGGAAAUCCCCAAGAUGAAGUUCUUCUACGGAGCACUGCUGGUGCUGGGCACAGCAAUCGUUGCCCAGGCGGCUGUGGCCCGAUCCAACGAUGAGGCCGAGAAGGAGACCGCCCAGUCGACCAAGUACCGCCUGUUCAAGCAGCCCGUGCAGGUCGAGGCGCGCAGCUUGCAGCAGCUGUUGGCCCUGAAGCAGCCCUCCUGCCCACCGACCUCAAGCGAGAGCACCUCCUCGGAGCCCAGCUACACCACGAUUACGACCAAGCCCACUGCACCCACCUACGUGACCGGCUACACCACCACCUUCACCACCCCCGUCGACACGUCGGAGUCAUCGAGCCGUCGUCUGGGUAGCCAAAACAACGAGGACGAUGACGAGGAGUUCGGCCAGGAGGAGGAGGAGGAGAAGUAUCUCAAGGAUCACGACGAUGAGCUGGAGGACGAGCAGGAGGAUGACGAGAACGAGGACGAGGGCUUCCAGCUGUCGGCGCCCAAGGCCUCCUCAUCCUCGUCCACAUCGGUGCGCCGUCGCGGUGGCCCCGCCUCGGGCUCCGCCAACGGCAACCUGUCCACCAACGAGCUGAUGCGCGAGAUCGAGCUGCGCCGCCAGAAGGAGCUGAACGAGCAGCUGCGCAAGCAGCUGGACGACGCCCGCCGCCGCGCGGCCAGGAACCGCCGCCGCGCCCAGAACAACCGCCGCCGGACAAUGCGUCGCCAGCAGCAGCUGCGCCGCCAGCAGGCCCAGGCGAACCAGAGGCAGCGCCAGAUUCUGAACCGCCGCCACCGCAACGCCCAGCGCCGCCUGCGCCGCAACAACCGCCAGCGCCAGCGCCGCCGCAACCGUCGCCGCAACUAA